Messenger RNA from Pyricularia oryzae 70-15, 1245 nucleotides. Its product is annotated as 15-hydroxyprostaglandin dehydrogenase. Gene Ontology annotation, molecular function: oxidoreductase activity, acting on the CH-OH group of donors, NAD or NADP as acceptor. The record is from RefSeq and is a predicted model, not a curated record. The transcript has 3 exons. Gene Ontology annotation, cellular component: cytoplasm. The coding region runs from base 40 to 1095 and encodes 351 amino acids. NCBI's taxonomy places the organism in Eukaryota, Fungi, Ascomycota, Sordariomycetes, Magnaporthales, Pyriculariaceae.
AACCUCUGUAUAACAACGAUUAACACCCACAAGCAAGCAAUGGCUUCCCCGAGUGACGGUAUGAAUGGUGUUACCAAUCAGGGAAAGGUGAUAUACAUCACUGGUGGCAGUAGCGGCAUCGGCCUACACCUAGCGGAGCACCUCCUCUCCAAGGGCUGGCGCGUAGCCAUCUCAGCCCGCCAGGCACAGCGCGGAGAGGAAGCGGCCCGCGCUCUCGACCCGACGGGCAACAAGGUCCUGUUUGUCAAGUGCGACGUGACGUCGUACGAGCAGCAGGCCGCGGCCUUCCUCGCCGUCUGGCAGCGCUGGGGCCGGCUGGACGCCUUUGUGGCCAACGCGGGCGUCACCGACUCGGAGAGCCGGUACAACCUCGUCGGCAAGGCCGAGGCCAAGGUCGAGGACGUGCCGCGCGAGCCCGACACGGCGUGUCUGGACACGGGGCUCAAGGCGGUCGUGCACGGGACGGUGCUGGCGGUGCAUUACAUGCGGCACAACUCGCCCGCGCCGGGAGGGGAGAUCCUCGUGACGGGCAGCGUGUUUUCUGUCUAUCCUGGCCCGGUCUUUCCCGAGUACGCGGCGGCCAAGGCUGGUUCGGCGAACUGGGUCAGGUCGAUGGCUCCGGUGCUGCUUGGCAAGGACAACAUCACCAUCAACGAGAUCUGUCCGGGCCCUUAUAACACGAACAUCAUGCCGGACUUUGACAAGGCGUUUUUGCCGGAGCAUCAUGCAACCAAGGAGGCACUCCUCUACUCGUACCUGAUGUUCCUCGAGGACAACAAGCACGAACAGACGGGCAACGUGGUGGAGGUGGCGCACGACAAGCUGAUCUUCCACCCACCGGCCCCAUUCCUCGGCGGUCCGGCCUCGGAGCGCAUAGGGCAGAACCACGAGCCGUGGUUCGUGGGCGUCCACGGCGAGGCGAGCGGUCUGCCGGGCGCGGUGCUGAGGAAUCACACGGACGAGGAGGUAGCUGCCAGCUGGAAGAAGGUCGCGGACAACAAGGCUAGGGAGGGCGACAUUCCACCCGAGGCAAGAAUAUUUCGCCAGAGGUGGCAUGAGGCGAUUCCAGCAUCUACUGUGUCGAUAGAUGUGUAGCUGGCAGGUUUGUUGAGAGUGAAGUGGUAUGAAGAAGGAUCUAGUAGUCAAUUACAAAGGGAGACAGUCGAGAUGGAUCGAAGAUCUUUCAAGAUAAAAGACCCCAGAGAGGGAUAUGGAAAACAAUGAUCAAUCAAAACUUGCCAUGCG